Desarmillaria tabescens is the source of this 1738-nucleotide messenger RNA. Its product is annotated as Cdc37 N terminal kinase binding-domain-containing protein. NCBI's taxonomy places the organism in Eukaryota, Fungi, Basidiomycota, Agaricomycetes, Agaricales, Physalacriaceae. Gene Ontology annotation, biological process: protein stabilization; protein folding. Gene Ontology annotation, cellular component: cytoplasm. The record is from RefSeq and is a predicted model, not a curated record. The transcript is spliced from 5 exons. Bases 1 to 1518 code for a protein of 505 amino acids. Gene Ontology annotation, molecular function: protein kinase binding; heat shock protein binding; protein-folding chaperone binding.
AUGCCUCUCAAUUACUCCAAGUGGGAUCAGCUCGAGGUCGGGCGUUACCUUGUCAAUUCCCUUUCUGAUGAUUCUGAUAUCGAGGGACAUCCUAAUGUCGAUAAGAAGUCCCUGAUACGUUGGAAACAGCGGGACAUUCACGAGAAACGAGAGAAAAGAAGACAACAGAUCGCCUACCUUCACAGCCAAAUUGCCAUGAAUAAAGUUCUUCUUCCUCGCAUUGAAGAGAUUUACGCCGAACUUGGAUCAUCAUCGACAUCCUCCUCGUCUGCGUACUUCAAUGCUUUGGUCGAAAAACUUGAAAAGAAUCCGUCGAACGAAGGGCUCCCGGGAGCCGAUACCUCGCGUAGCGAGCAGACCUAUGAUGGCAUGAUUUUGUCCUUGUUGAAUCAAGUCGCGAAUGAGGUCAAGGAUGGCUUGAAAGACUCGAGUAUUGUGGAGAGCGAGAAGGAGGAGAAGUUGGUCAAAGGGCUAUCUGAGGGCGUUCUUCGUCAUAUCAAAGGACUGAAAGAAGCCAUCCAGAAGGAGGAGAAAGAACUCGAGACGGAGGAAAAAGAACAGAAGAAGCACAUCACCAUGGAUGACCUCCAUGAUGGCUUUGACACCCAUUACGUUCCCCCAAAGAGUACUCCGACAUCAGUUCCCACCACAAAGAUCGAGGGUACCAAGAAAACGAAGACAACAACAACCGAAUUUGAAACCCUAAACCCUCAAGCAUCUAGCUCCGCGCCUCCCCCAUCUGCCGACACUCCUGAAGAUCUGGAGGAGGAGGAAGAAUCCGUACCCGACAUGUCGCUUUCCCUUGAGGAAUUUUCCAAGCUGCCUCUUUUCGCAUAUGAGCAUUCCUUCAAGUUUAUUCAAGACCACCCAGAUGUCAUUGUACAAGGUGCCUCUGACGUGCUCCUCGUUGCCGCCUUCAGGGCUCAGAAUGGCGCUAACCCAAAAUACGCCAAGCAAUGUGUGCACCAGAGUCUUCUUCUGCAAUAUUGCGAGAAACUGGGAAAUGAUGGGGUUCGCGUAUUCUUCAGGAAAAUGAUUUCCGGAGACAAACGUGCUGAGAAGGUUUUCGUUGAGGAUGUUGAGAAGACCUAUACUCUCCUCAAGCAUCGGGUCAAAGUCAGCAACGAAGAAGAGGCCGCUGUUGGUGGAAGGGAACAAAUACAGCUUGUUCCCGAGAGCGGUGAUCAGUCGAUCUCGUUCAAUGUUCCUGACGGUCCUCCUCCGGAGGAACUCGUGUACGAGGGGCCCGAUGCCGAGUCUGUUGACAUUGAAGAAGUUCGGAAGGCCCUGCAGCUCCGAUGGGAUGUUUUCCAGUCGUUCCCGAAGAAAUUGCAGGACGCGCUGAAAGAUAACUCUCUGAACCGCGUCAACAAGGUACUUGGAGAUAUGGAGAUUCCUGAAGCAGAGGCCGUUGUCCAGCAGUUGGAUAUUGCGGGUAUCCUGAACUUUGCAGACGGGGGAAGUAUCAGAGACGAGACUGGUAAAAGCGGCCCCACUACUGCUGAUCUGGCUGAUUAAUUCUGGGAGAAAGGAGAAGUAUAUCUGCUCAUAUGUAUUCUACGUUGUGCUUUACUUGCGUAUCUAAAUGCUAUCUUUCAAUUUGCAAGUCCUCGAGAUAGAUAGAGGAUUCGGAUCCUCGGAACCCGUGACCUCGCGACCACGUCCAAAUUGGUCGAAUGUCGGGCCCAAAAGGGUAAUGCGAGCCACGGGAACAAACAUAUGCAAAGAAUAUAAAGCG